AUGUACAGAUUCCUGUGGAUCGUUCCGCUGUUUGCUUGCGUGGUCUGGUGGGGCAUGCUCAUUGCUCUGCUGGCCGCAUGGGCAGCCCAGGGCAAACCCAUCUACGAUUUCAUGGACCCCGAUGACAAGGUGGCGUACAUCUCCGACGUGGGAGCCACCAGCCUGAAGCCCGUCUUCAUUGCCUGUGCCGCCACCCAAGGUGGUCUCUUCAUGUUUGCGCUCAUCUUUGAGCGAUGGAUGAGACACAAAGGUCGACUAUUGCGAAACCACCGCCAAGCGGAAAAGUGGCUGUCUGUGGGCGCCAUCAUCUUUGGCAUCCUGGGCCAGGUUGGUAUCAUUCUGGUCUCAAUCUUCGACACAAAGAACCACCACAGCGUCCACGUUGGUUGUCUUGUGCUCUUCAUUGUUGGCAUUGGUAUUUCUGCCAUUCUCAACUCGGCCGAAUUCACCCUUUUGGACCAGAACUACCCCGACGUGCGUCGGCUCAAAACCUCAUAUAUUUUGCGAUGGAUUUGGGUCGCUAUUGCCAUUGUGCUGGCGAUCAUCUUCGUUUCGUGUAACAAUCGAAACGAACCCAACGUGGCCGCUGGCUUUGAGUGGGCGCUGUCCUUCUUCUACGGUUUCUACCUGCUUAUUCUGGCGUUCGACCUCAUCCCCUUCAAGCGGUACCAGGAGCGAAACGCCAUGGCCACUGCUCCCCCCAUGGCGGAGUAUGGCUACGUGCAGCAACCCAAUGAUCCUGGCUACUCCCCCACCGUUGGAGGAGCAACAAUGGUGCCCCCACAGCAGCAGGACAAACCGUUUGAUGCAGCUUCUUACGCUACCGCCGCCGAUGGCUUUGCUGCAGCCCCCCCUAAUUACAAUGUCGCAAAGCCCGAGCCCUCGGCCAUGUAUCAUUAA
Yarrowia lipolytica CLIB122 is the source of this 900-nucleotide messenger RNA. RefSeq lists its product as uncharacterized. NCBI's taxonomy places the organism in Eukaryota, Fungi, Ascomycota, Dipodascomycetes, Dipodascales. Gene Ontology annotation, cellular component: plasma membrane. The record is from RefSeq and is a predicted model, not a curated record.